CUAACUCCCAAAUCCCAUUCAAAGGGAAGAAGACGAAGAAGAAGAAGAAAUGGGAAAGAUUCCACCCUCAUUUCGUCCAGCAAUCUCAAAUUCUCUCAUUAAAAGGCAGCCUUUAGAAUCUCCAACAGCAAUUCCCCAUCAGUUUCCUGGGAAAACCACCAAGAAAAGACCAUCCCAGCAUUCUAAGAAAGCCCAAGCUUCCCUAGGAUCCCGCAAAGCUGAACCCCUAUUCAGAUCUCCAGACCUUUCAUCUGCCAUGAAAGUUUUCAAUUCAAUCGUUGCCACGAAGAAGGCCCCGAUUGAUCUUCGCUUCCACAACACUCUCUUACAGUCUUAUGCCUCAGUAUCCACCGUCAAUGACUCCAUCUCUCUUCUUCACCACAUGGUCAAAGCCCACCCUUCAUUUUCCCCUGACCGAUCAACUUACCACAUCUUGCUCUCUCAAUCUUGCAAAGCACCGGAUUCCUCCCUCUCCCCUGUUCACCAGACCCUCAAUCUGAUGGUAACUAAUGGGCUCAAACCCAAUCAGGUCACCACUGAUGUUGCUAUCCGAUCGCUUUGCGAAGCAGGACGCAUUGAUCAUGCUGUAGAAUUGGUAAAAGAACUUUCUUUAAAGCACUCUCCGCCUGAUAAUUUUACGUUCAACUUUCUUGUUAAGAAUUUAUGCAAGUGUAGAACUUUAAGUACGGUUUAUGGUUUUAUUGAUGAUUUGAAGAGUUUUUUUGGUAUAAAGCCUGAUCUUGUUACUUAUACCAUAUUAAUUGAUAAUGUUUGUAAUUCAAAGAACUUACGAGAGGCAAUGAGAUUGGUUGGUGUGCUUAAUGAGUCAGGGUUUAAGCCAGAUUGUUUUGUUUAUAAUACUAUAAUGAAAGGACAUUGUAUGUUGAGUAAAGGGAGUGAGGCAAUUGAGGUUUAUAAGAAAAUGAAAGAGGAGGGUGUUGAGCCUGAUCUUGUGACUUAUAAUACUUUGAUCUUUGGGUUGUCAAAAUCUGGGAGAGUAAAAGAAGCUAGAAAGUAUUUGGAUAUCAUGGUUGAAUCAGGGCAUUUUCCAGAUGCUGUUACAUAUACAUCUUUGAUGAAUGGAAUGUGUAGGGAAGGAAAUGCAUUGGGUGCAGUGCUUUUGUUGGAGGAGAUGGAAAGAAAGGGGUGUAGCCCGAAUUCAUGCACUUAUAAUACGCUGCUUCAUGGGUUGUGCAAGGGGAGAUUGAUGGAGAAAGGAAUGGAGUUAUAUGGGGCAAUGAAGUCAGCUGGUAUGAUGCUUGAGAAGGCUUCCUAUGCUACUCUUGUGAGGGCACUUUGUAGGGAGGGCAGGGUCGCAGAGGCAUAUGAAGUGUUUGAUUAUGCUGUUGAGAGUAAAAGUCUAACUGAUGUUGCUGCUUACUCGACGUUGGAGGUUACCCUUAAGUGGCUGAAGAAAGCUAGAGAACAAGGGCUUGUGGUCUAACAAGCAUAUUCUUUCAGUCUCUUUAAUUUGUAGUUCUUUUUGAUUAUUACAAUUUUGACAUCUACUUUAUGGAUAAAAUGGGCCUAUAUUAUAUGGCAAAAUUGGCUAGUGGCAUAUCAUAAUUUCCAUUA
This is a messenger RNA of Theobroma umbraticum, 1575 nucleotides long. RefSeq names its product Tetratricopeptide repeat (TPR)-like superfamily protein. Lineage: Eukaryota; Viridiplantae; Streptophyta; Magnoliopsida; Malvales; Malvaceae. The record is from RefSeq and is a predicted model, not a curated record. Gene Ontology annotation, molecular function: mRNA binding; protein binding.